GGCCAGGUUGGACGACAUCCAGCAGGACAAAAUGUCACAGUACUCUGGAAAGAUUACUUUUUAUGAGGGGAAGUGCUUCACCGGCAGGAAGCUGGAGGUCAGAGGUGACUGUGAUAACUUCCAGGACCGCGGCUUCAUGAACAGGGUGAACUCGAUCCGUGUGGAGAGCGGAGCCUGGAUCUGCUACGACCACCCUGACUUCAAGGGCCAGCAGUACAUCCUGGAGCACGGCGAGUACCCAGAAUUCCAGAGGUGGAACUCCCACAACGACCACAUGGGAUCCUGCAAACCCAUCCGCAUGCAUGGCGAGCACUACCGCAUCGAGCUGUUCGAGGGCUGUAACUUCUCCGGUCAGUGCGUGGACAUCUGCGACGACUGCCCCUUCCUGCAGAGCCGCGGCUUCUCCAAGAACUGCAUCAACUCUGUGAAGGUCUAUGGAGACGGAGCCUGGGUGAUGUACGAGGAGCCAAACUUCCGUGGCCGCAUGUACAUUGUUGAGCGUGGAGACUACUGCAGCCAUAACGAGUGGCAGGCCCAGAACCCCAACAUCCAGUCCAUCCGCAGAAUCGUCAACUACUUCUAAACCCCUCUGACCUCUGACCC
Messenger RNA from Pelmatolapia mariae (spotted tilapia), 603 nucleotides. RefSeq names its product crystallin, gamma N2 (gene crygn2). The coding region runs from base 32 to 583 and encodes 183 amino acids. The record is from RefSeq and is a predicted model, not a curated record. Lineage: Eukaryota; Metazoa; Chordata; Actinopteri; Cichliformes; Cichlidae. Gene Ontology annotation, molecular function: structural constituent of eye lens. The transcript is spliced from 5 exons. Gene Ontology annotation, biological process: lens development in camera-type eye; visual perception.